AUGUCCAAAGGUAGUGGAGCGUCGGAUGCCACAUCAGAAGCAGAGGCACCCGUCCAGGGACCGGGUAUUAUGGUCAAAGAUAUCUUCGACCAAGAGAUGCAGGACAAGAUGAAAGGUCAAGUCCGCUACUGGAAGAAGCACCUCGCGGAGGACAUCCAGACCGAAAUUCUCAGCUCUCGUCUGUGUACCAAGAAGAUGCGGACCGAAUGGGAGACAGCGUUGCAAGAGAAUGGCGACUACAAGAAGGGCAUAGACACAGAGAAUCUAACACUUCCAGAUGUCAUAAGAUUGUCCAAUGCAUGGUUCAGUUUCAAGCGGGAUAAGGCAAAGAUAGACCAGUUUGCGAAGGAGGACGAGCUAGCCGCGAAGAAGAAAGAGCUGGAGACCGCAAGCGGAGGGAUAAAGGAAGCGAUGGAGUCGCUGAACGAGGCUACUCAGAAGGUGGCGACAAUCCAGGAGGAAUUGUCGCAGUUGGAGACAGAACUGCGAGAUGCACAGAGGCAGCGCGGCAAAUACGACAGGCACAUGGCGGAGAAGUACAAAGGUUUCCUUGAGGGGCUUAAGCUUGAGGAGCCUGAGCCGUCGCCACCGCCAUCGGACAUAGACUCUGGUGAGAUGCCAUCUACUGUUCCUGUGGAAAACGAGGAGGAGAAGCAGUCCGAAGCGGCACCCGAACCGGAGCCUGAGCCAGAGUCUGAGCCGGAGCCUGAACCAGAGCCCGAGCCGGAGCCACCCAAGAGAGAAAGGAGGCGUGAGCGACGGGACAAGGGAGAAAGGCGAGAACGGGGAGGACGGGAAACGGAAGCACCUCCACCGGAAAAGGAAGGAAGGAAAAAAGAAGUGCGGGACAGGGAAACAGACAGGGAGAAAGGCGGAGAAAGGAGGCGCCGUCCAAGACGUGUGGAGGUGGAGGACUCGACUGAUUAA
Messenger RNA from Fomitiporia mediterranea MF3/22, 927 nucleotides. RefSeq lists its product as uncharacterized. Lineage: Eukaryota; Fungi; Basidiomycota; Agaricomycetes; Hymenochaetales; Hymenochaetaceae. Bases 1 to 927 code for a protein of 308 amino acids. The transcript is spliced from 2 exons. The record is from RefSeq and is a predicted model, not a curated record.